Hansenula anomala is the source of this 1630-nucleotide messenger RNA. RefSeq lists its product as uncharacterized. The coding region runs from base 389 to 1375 and encodes 328 amino acids. Gene Ontology annotation, cellular component: cytoplasm. NCBI's taxonomy places the organism in Eukaryota, Fungi, Ascomycota, Saccharomycetes, Phaffomycetales, Wickerhamomycetaceae. The record is from RefSeq and is a predicted model, not a curated record. The transcript has a single exon.
UUGGUGAGCCUUUGGCUGCUGAUAAUCCUUUAAAUAAGGCAUUCUCUAGCUUGAUCAAUGGCUUGGACAUCUUUAAUUGGAUCCUUGGGUGUAUUGUUUUGAUUAGAUAUCAGAUUUUUUUCAAAAGUCAACCCGUUUCAGGACCAUUGACGGAGGAGAGAAUAAAUACAGAAAGCUUCUGUUAACUCCUUCGGCAAAAUCAGAAGCAUUUAUAUAUCAAUUGGAUACAGUUCAGCUGAAAGGUUUUUCCAGGCAGAUCAAGUGACUCAUUCAAGCACCAAACUUUACCGGGGAAGCAGUUUGGAAUAAUCUCAAAUAACCGGGCUUAGGCUGAAAAUAAAUCCUCGAGACUAAUUAUAAAGGUACAAACCAUCAAAGAAUAGUACAAAUGAGAGUUAUAUCAGAUCAACAAAUCAGCUCUUUACUAACUUCGUUGUCAAAAGAAGGUGUUUUGAAGUUCCAAGAUGUCCUGAAAAAAGCUUUGGAGAAGUACCAUAAAGAUCCAACAUUGGUUCCAGAAAGAAUCGUGAUCAAUAGGGAAGAUAAUGAUGCUGUUCAUAUAUUCAUGCCAUCAUUUGCUGAAAGAGUAGGAAUCAAGACAUUAGGUGGAUCAAAAGAAGGUUUCAAGGGUGCUGUAUCAAUUCUAGAUGAAACCAAUGGUGAUUUAUUAGGUGUCUUGAAUGCAACUACAUUAACAGCUUUCAGAACAGCUUUGGCAUCCACUAUCCCAUUAGUGAACUUCUUUGAUGGAAAAUUAAGAGAUCAAACCAUCACAGUGUAUGGUAAUGGUCCUCAAGCUUACUGGCAUGUUAGAUUAACCUUGAUAUUGUUCCCUGAAAGUUUCAAAAAGGUUCAAAUUGCAGUUCGUUCAAUAAAUGAGAAAUCUAAUUCCUUAAAAGAAUCAUUAUCCAAUGAAUUCAAAAACAUUGGGUUUGAAGUUUUGGGUCAAGGUUUUGCUGAUAUUUCAAAAUCUUCUGUUAUAUUUGGCUGUGUGCCAUCAACUGAACCUGCUAUAAAAUUUGAUAAUUUAAGCAAGGAUUCCAAAACUUUCAUAUCAUUGAUAGGAAGUUAUAAACCUCAUAUGGCUGAAGUUGAUAACGAAACAGUUCAACAAGCACUCAAGAAUGGAAAAAUUGUGGUGGAUUCAUAUGAGCAUACUUUGGCAGAAGCUGGUGAGCUAAUCCAGGCUGGUGUUACAACUUCAGAUGUUAAAGAAAUUGGAGAAUUAGAUACCGUUGAAAAUGAUCAAAUAACAGGUAAAGGGAAUUUGGUAUUAGUUAAAAUUGUCGGUUUGAGUAUUAUGGAUAUUUCGGUUGGUACUGAGAUCUUGAAGGAAUCUAUUGAAAAUAAUAUUGGUACUGAAGUGGAAUUUUGAUGGCCAACUAAAUGAACUGUGUAGUUCAAUACAAUCUAAAUGGUCAUGAUUGAUAUUGUAAGCUUCUUUAACAGGUUCUUGCAGAAUUAAAGACGUCCUUUGAUUGCUUUCACUAAAUCAUCAUGAAUAUCAGGACUACAAAUUUAUGUCUACGUCGGCAUUGAUUGCAUAUUGAAUACCUAUUAGUAUUAAAUUAUAAAUUAUAUAUUCUGAUAGUACCUAUAUAAAUGGCCUGAAUUAAUUAAUUUAUAACAC